Molecule: messenger RNA, 1131 nt
Organism: Aegilops tauschii subsp. strangulata
Lineage: Eukaryota; Viridiplantae; Streptophyta; Magnoliopsida; Poales; Poaceae
Source: RefSeq, a predicted model, not a curated record
AUGCAGGUCACCACGCCCGAGCUCCUCCGCCUACGCGCGCCCCCGUGGCCUCAACCGCCGGCUGCCGCCCGGCCCAUCCACCUCCUGCCCGGCGCCGACUCCGCGCGAGCGCCCCCGACGGGCCACGCCCGAGCCCUCCACGGCCGACUGCCCUGCGCGCCGGGUCGCCGCGGUCGCCUCCCUCCCCGCAAGACUGCCAGCCGGCUCCACACCUCCGCACGAGCGCCCCCGACGGGCCAUGCCCAAGCCCUCCGCGGCCGACUCCCCUGCGCGCCGGAUCGUCGCGGCCCCUCCGCCCCGCCCCAUGGCCGCCUCCGCGCGCCGGCCUUGCCCGGCUUGCCCCGCGCCCGCACCGCUUGGCCCCGGCGCGCCCGCCGACUCGCCAUCUCCUCGCCGUCCGCCCGCGCCAACUCCCGCUCUGCCCCGCGGGCCCCUGCCGGGUCAACGCGCCCACGCGUCUGCCCUGCCGAAUCGCCGCGCCCGCCGGUGGCCGACUCCGCCUCCGCCCACGCGUCUGCCCCGCCGAGUCGCCGCGCCCGCCGGUGGCCGACUCCGCCUCCGCCCACGACCGCCUGCUCGCCUCGGCCGGCUCCCGAAGUCGCCGCGCCCGCCUGCGGUCGACUCCGCCCGCGCCCCCGCGGCCGGCCGACUCGCCUCCCCGGACAGCCGGCUCCGCCCGCCACCCGGUCGGCCUGCUGCCGGCCGACUCGCCUCCUCGGACGGCCGGCUCCGCCCGCGCCCCCGCGGCCGGCCGACUCGCCUCCCCGGACAGCCGGCUCCGCCCGCCACCCGGCCGGCCUGCUGCCGGCCGACUCGCCUCCCCGGACGGCCGGCUCCGCCCGCGCCCCCGCGGCCGGCCGACUCGCCUACCCGGACGGCCGGCUCCACACGCGCCCCCGCGGCCGGCCGGACUCGCCGCCCCGCGCCUCCGACCUCCGUCCCGAGCGCCCCCGCCUCCGGCUUGGUUUCGUCCGCGCCUCAGCGCCUGCCCCGCCUCGCGGCCCCCUCUGCCUGUGCGCCCCAUGGCCGGCUGCGCCAUGCCCGUCGGAGGCCGGCUGCGUCCCGCACCGGCUCGCGCCUGCGCCGGCCGCUUCCCGCCUUGGCCGUGGCCUUCGCUGGCCAGCUGCCUAG